AUGUCGCCGUCCAACACCGCCGCGCACCCAUCCACCGACGUCGUCCCCGCCAAGCCAUCACCGCCAUCACCACCCUCACCAACCCCACCAGAGACCACGCCGUCCCAGCGCCGACUCCUCGAUAUCGCCAUGGAGCUCCACAACCUCAUGGCCCGCCAGUCGGUCUUGCAGCGCAAAAGGACCCCCAACACAGAGGAGCUCGCAGAUGUAGAGGCCCGCAUCACCGCUUUGAGGAACGCGAGAGAAGACGUCGUCCAGGUCAUCGAGGCGGAAAGCCUUCUCCGAGGGAUUGCCAAUACCAAGACCAGCUCUCCCACAACCGCAGCCCAAGAUCAGCGGGAACAGACAUCACCACCUUCCAACCCGAAUGGGUCUCUGCCCGCCCGAUGUGCAUCGUAA
Zasmidium cellare ATCC 36951 is the source of this 399-nucleotide messenger RNA. RefSeq lists its product as uncharacterized. NCBI's taxonomy places the organism in Eukaryota, Fungi, Ascomycota, Dothideomycetes, Mycosphaerellales, Mycosphaerellaceae. The record is from RefSeq and is a predicted model, not a curated record. Bases 1 to 399 code for a protein of 132 amino acids. The transcript has a single exon.